AUGUAUACGCACGCUAUUUUCGCAAAAUUUCCCGAAAAAGUCAAGCCUGAGGAGAAGAAAAUCAAGCUCGAUCAAGAAUUGUUGCGGGCACAAUGUGAUGGAUUUCAAGAAACGCUUCGACAAGCAGGCAUCGCUAUUAUGGAGUUGCCAGAGGAAAGCAAUCAGUGCUGCAGUCUUUUCGUUAACGAUCUAGCGGUUGUGAUUGGGCAAACGGCGUUGAUUUGCCGGACAACAAAACUUAAAGAAGUGCCGGAUUCGCUACGGAGAAUGCUGAAACAGCUCGUUUGGCGAGUGCUUGAAUGUCCCCAAAAGACGGACAAGGGUACAAAAGUUUACUUGGAAGCAUCAGAUGUGCUCUACACGGGCAAGGAAAUCUUCGUGGCAACGAGAAAGAAUGGAACAAACGUCGAAGGAGCUAUGAUCCUAGCCCGCGCCUUCCCGUCACUUCCAGUUGUGAUCGUCCCCCUUGGCAAUUCUCCACCACUUCGAUUUUUCCUAUCAAUGGCCCUUCCUGAGAAAGUGAUCGCCGUCGGAAACAGCAAAGAGGCGCAAAACGUUUUAAAGCUGGUCGAAAGAGAAGCCACUUUUCGUUACAAAACGAUAACAACGGCUGAAGACACAGCAUCAGCUUGUCUGAAUGUGAAUGGAAGAGUCGUGGUCCGACAGGAUCGGCCAGAAGCGAAAUACUCGAGUCUCAAAGAUGAAGGCCUCGAAUUGUGGGCUCUCGACGUGUCCGAGUUAAGCAAAUUGGGCCAUCCAUUCACACGUUUCUGCCUUCUCGUCACAUUUGAACCAAAAUCUGAU
Molecule: messenger RNA, 804 nt
Organism: Mesorhabditis belari
Lineage: Eukaryota; Metazoa; Nematoda; Chromadorea; Rhabditida; Rhabditidae
Source: the annotation of a GenBank genome assembly